AUGGAGUUCUCGAAUCCCUUUGCCGAUACGGUUCCGCGCCGCAACUUCACGGCGCCUAUCGGCUCUCAUAUCCAAAGACCAUCUACGUCUGCAGGAGAGACAAGCAACGCCUUGGUUGAUACCCUCUACGACCACCCUUCCGUCAAGAUCACAUCCUUUACCGCUGGAAGCCGACCCCUGACCCUCGGUCCCACUCCUCCCGAUACUCCUACCGGCGUCGAGCCGGGCUCUCUACCGUGGUCUUCCCACCUGGAAAGAACUAUUGCUGUCGGACAUUUCAGAAUCUACCGUGCCCCUGGCUCAAUUACCUUCCUCAACUGUGGUUCCGCCCUCCAACCGAUAUUCCCAAAAAGCCAGGCUUGGUGUGUUGACGAGGAUUCAAGCAAGUUCAUCCUACAAAUUCGGAGGCCUCAGUACUGGCGCAUCGAGGUGCCUGUCGAAGACCCGGAGGAUAUACAACGCGCGCAACUUUUACGUGAGGUUUUUGACCAAAUCCUACAAUUCGAAAAGACCGAAUGCCCUUUCCAGCGAUCCUUCACCGUCGAGCUACCCGAACGCCCACAGACGCCGGUUAUUAAGAGGCCAUGGACUCCUGCUAGGAGAUCUAGUGAAUCCACCAUUCCAACUCCGGUCAGCGCGAUCACGAUACCCGCCCAGAUAGCCCGUGUACACCGGGGCCCGCCCAAAGAUGACACCAUCAGAGUGCGCAAGAGAAGGGCAACUGGCACCACGAGCCAGUCGGCCUUACCCGCCAGCGAUGAUUUGUUUAGGAUACAGGAGGAUAACGCCGUUCCAGUACCCGACAUCACACUCACAAGUCAGCCGGAGGAGGAACCACAGCAGCCAGAGGCUUCCUCGCGGAGCUUCACAAAGACUCCUCUUAUACCGAGCGGCCAGCAAACUAGUCAUUCUGUUGUCGCACCUCCUCAGCUAACAUUGGUAACUGUACCGCACUCUACCGAGCCAUCCAUACAUCAACUGGACGGCCAUGCGCCAGACAUGGCCGGAUCCCUGUCUUCGGUAACCUCCCGCGACUCUUUCCACAGUACAUCGAAUACCAGCCCAAUAGCAGUGGAUCGAAGCGCCAUCUCCAGCUCCACCUUUGACGGCAGAGCUCCCUCUUCUACCCAUGACAUCGACUCACCAUGUAGUCCUACAACCGCAGGACUAAUACUGGUCACUCCGUCGCCCAAUGCAUCACCGACUUCGCGGUCCCCAUCUCCCUCCCUCACCCGUCGUCGGUCGCUCAUCCGCGGCCGCGCAACAACAAGCAGCAGCAUAUCCCCCAGCAGGAGAGCGCUCUCCCCCCUACCACGCGCUGCCGAAUUAUUUGCCCCUCGUCAAAGGGCACCUUCUUUCUCCUCCAGCAAGCUCGAAGUAGUGCGCAAGCUACCCAUGACAGUUAUCAACAAGUCCUUCGAAAUCCUGAUGGCACCCCCCACGCAUUUGAUGAGUCUCAUGCUCACCGUUGCGGCGCGUAUUACUGCUGGCCAAAAGAGCGGCGCAGUCUUGGGAUCCGGAGAGGGAGGCGAGAGGAUACCUGUGCAGUGGGAUCUCUCGGACGAGACGGAGGACAGUCCAGGUUUUCACCAGCAACAGAAACCACCAGCAGCGGCAGCAGCGCCAUUCUCAUCGGGGAGAAGGUGGAGUGUCUCUCAUGUGGGCAAUGAUGACGACCACCUGCCUCCGCAUAUGCGAGGGCGGGAAAGGGGGAUGAGUCUGAAGAUGGCGGGAAGCUUUCCGGAGUCGGAUGAAGAAAGCGAGAAUGAUGACAACGGGAACACAUCAAGUUCUACACAUGACCUUCAUGAGCCCGCAGCUCGACGAAUCGGUGCUGCCAAGGCCGACGAUGACGGGUUAAGGCUUGAUGGGAUAACCGAGGACGAUCCCAAGUUCGACUGGAGUCAGAGCAUGGGGGUCGAUUAG
Messenger RNA from Sordaria macrospora k-hell, 1926 nucleotides. RefSeq lists its product as uncharacterized. Gene Ontology annotation, cellular component: extrinsic component of intraperoxisomal membrane. NCBI's taxonomy places the organism in Eukaryota, Fungi, Ascomycota, Sordariomycetes, Sordariales, Sordariaceae. The record is from RefSeq and is a predicted model, not a curated record. Gene Ontology annotation, biological process: peroxisome inheritance.